Fusarium venenatum is the source of this 873-nucleotide messenger RNA. Lineage: Eukaryota; Fungi; Ascomycota; Sordariomycetes; Hypocreales; Nectriaceae. The record is from RefSeq and is a predicted model, not a curated record.
AUGCUCGACCGUAGGAUUGAUCGGUCCCAUCGCGACUGGUUCAUGAGACACAUGAAGGAUAUCAUCGAUGCACUGAAAGAGUUACGCAGUAUGUUACCCUUUGAAAAGUGUUCCACUCAUAAUGGGCUAAGCAGCCUUCUAACCGACUUGGAAAGCACUAUCUUUAGGCUUAAAAUUAGCUUCUCUCACAAAAAAGUCGAACUCCUUGAAACUAUCAAUAAUAGGAACGAUGAGUUACGCAACUGCCUCUAUAUGUCGUCUCAACUCCAUAUAAGUCGAACCUCGCUUCAGACAACAAAAGAUACGAAAAAGCAGGCAAGAUCUCUCGGAAAACAGCAAGAGCAGGAGUCAGUUUUUAGCGGCUUCAAAAGCCAAUGGAUAUGUUGCUGUAAUCCCGAUAAAUGUCAUUCGUGUGGUAUUUCCACUGAAGGAUCAGACAUUAAACGUCUUUUAAAUGGCGCAAGGAACCAUCAUCUCAAAAUUGUGGUGGUUCAAAGUGAAGUGAAGCAUACAACAGAACCAUCGACAGUGCCUACUCAGGCUGACUUGAGAGAUCUGACGCAGAAGUCUAUUAGGAAACGCAUAUUAAAGAAUAUGAGAAAACAAGGCAACAGCAUUAGUAGACUGGUACCGUCAAAGUUGUUGACAUUGUCCAAUACAAACAAUAACAGGACUAAUAACAAACACGACAAAAGCUUUGAAAGGCUACCUGAAAAUCUCAAGAAACGAAACAAGAAAGAAAGCAGUGUAAAUAUUACACGAACCCCUAAAGUUCAGUUCAACUUGCCUUCAGAACCGGUUGAAACUCCAACUUCCAUGUACACUGUCAACUUCAGAGGUCAAGCAAUUAGCGAUAUGUGUCUCCAGCACUAA